Molecule: messenger RNA, 972 nt
Organism: Emericellopsis atlantica
Lineage: Eukaryota; Fungi; Ascomycota; Sordariomycetes; Hypocreales; Bionectriaceae
Product: thiazole biosynthetic enzyme variant 1
Exons: 2
Coding region: 1-972 (323 amino acids)
Biological process (GO): thiamine biosynthetic process
Source: RefSeq, a predicted model, not a curated record
AUGAGCCCUCCCGCUGCCAUCUCCCCCACUCGGGACUACGCCCAACCCAUCAUCGCUAAGACGGCUGCGUCCAAGCCUGCCAGCACAGGCAAUGCGAAGCAGACGACCAUUGCCGAGAUGGAGAACAACUGGGACUCGUUCGCCUUCAACCCCAUCCGCGAGUCUACUGUCUCGCGCGCCAUGACCCGCCGCUACUUUGCCGACCUCGACACCCACGCCGAGUCGGACAUUGUCAUCAUCGGCGCGGGUUCGUGCGGUCUCAGCACGGCGUUUGUCCUGGCACGCGCUCGCCCUGACCUCAAGAUUGCCAUCAUCGAGGCUGGCGUCGCCCCUGGUGGCGGUGCCUGGCUCGGUGGCCAGCUCUUCAGCGCCAUGGUCAUGCGCAAGCCAGCCGAUGCCUUCCUGCGCGAAGUCGGCGUCGAGUACGAGGAUGAGGGCGACUACGUCGUCGUCAAGCACGCCGCACUCUUCACCUCGACUCUGCUGUCCAAGGUCCUCGCCUUUCCCAACGUGAAGCUCUUCAAUGCCACCUGCGUGGAGGAUCUGAUCACCCGGCCCGCCGAGGAGGGUGUACGCAUCGCUGGUGUCGUCACCAACUGGACCCUCGUCAGUAUGCACCACGACGAUCAGUCCUGCAUGGACCCCAACACCAUCAACGCGCCUGUCAUCAUCUCGACGACGGGUCACGACGGUCCCAUGGGCGCCUUUUGCGUCAAGAGACUGGUCAGCAUGCAGAGGAUUGAGAAGCUGGGUGGCAUGAGGGGCCUGGACAUGAACGUGGCCGAGGACGCCAUUGUCAAGGGAACCAGGGAGAUUGUCCCCGGCCUGAUUGUCGGAGGCAUGGAGCUUUCCGAGGUCGACGGUGCCAACCGCAUGGGUCCGACCUUUGGCGCGAUGGCGCUGAGCGGUGUCAAGGCUGCUGAGGAGGCUCUCCGCAUCUUUGACGUCCGUAAGAAGCAGAAUGAGCUGUAA